This is a messenger RNA of Lasiosphaeria miniovina, 312 nucleotides long. RefSeq lists its product as uncharacterized. NCBI's taxonomy places the organism in Eukaryota, Fungi, Ascomycota, Sordariomycetes, Sordariales, Lasiosphaeriaceae. The coding region runs from base 1 to 312 and encodes 103 amino acids. The record is from RefSeq and is a predicted model, not a curated record. The transcript has a single exon.
AUGGCGAUCUUCAAGAGAAUCAAGGGCCUGGAGGUGACGAUCAAGGUUAAUGGAGCAACAGCCAGAGAGUAUGACAAUCCUGAUGCCGUGCAGCAAGUGCCUAAAGACUUAAAAGAUUUUGACAUCGCGAACCCGGUAAUUGGCCGCACGAAGGCGCCCUACGUCUUGAAAUAUAUUGACGCCAAACUAGGCGCACUAUUCAGUUUGGGGGUCUACAAGUCGGCAAACUGCAAACCACGUAUUCACCAUAUUGUGGACACAGAUGAUUUGAAUCUCGGACUUCGUCACGACAUCAACAGGGGGACGACCUAG